AUGGCUCAUAGUAGACUAAGUGAUCCAGAACAUAGAAACUGGAUUACUGUUGGUCGAGCAGUUCAGGUUACCCGGAACGACUUAGAAACCAUAAUUCGAAAUGCUGCUGACAAGUACCACACAUCACUGCUUGCAACAUUGUCAAAUAAUGUACAUGCGUGGAAAUCUCAUUUCUCGAAACCCCAUCGGUCAACUGAUAAAAGAAAAAUAUUCUGGAGUUACAGUGACAACACUCAGUGGUUGACCGUUGGUGCCUCAUGGGAGAUUGCUAAGAUUUUCAUGGCUCCCUUGGGACCGAGAAAGCUUGAUGUAGUCAACGCCAAAACUACUGAUAUAUCGGGACUGUUGAACGUAUUAGAAUGGUCUCCGAGAGGGACAAAUGGUAUGCUCAACUCAGGUGUCGAUCUCUUGAAAAGAGCAGAUGCAAGAAGUGCUAGGGAUAUUUGGCACAGUUGCUGCAUGUAUGUGAUGCUGAUAAAGUCAAAGCGUUUGGAUCUUUAACCUCGCUUCAUCAAGACCCAGAACUGUACCAUGACAAAGAUGUCCAAGACGCCAUAAACAAGCUUAGUAGUUUACUCAAUAAUGGUUUCGCGGUUAUUGAAGAAAAAGGAUUGGAAGUACUCGCUCAGUUACAACAUGAACUUGGUCAGGAUAUCAACAUUUUGAAAAGUGAUAUGACUUUUUGGAAGGAUUAA
Molecule: messenger RNA, 695 nt
Organism: Paramuricea clavata
Lineage: Eukaryota; Metazoa; Cnidaria; Anthozoa; Malacalcyonacea; Plexauridae
Source: the annotation of a GenBank genome assembly